AUGAGUAUAGGCCAGGAGAACAAAACAAAAGGGUUAAAGAUUGGAAGCUCAAUAUUGGUAGAUCCUUGGGGGAAAUGGAGCAGUGGCCGAGCUUUGGAUGGAGCCUCUGGCACCCCCAGUACCGCGCGGAGGGAGGACAGCGGGAUCUCCGUUACAGCUAAGACGGACUUUCUUCAUCACGGCAACGAAGUUGUCAAAUCCGAUGGACAGGGGCCCAUUAACGCCGGCAAUACAGAGGUUGAACUCUAUAACGACAAGCCCUUGUCAAGCAGAAUUAAUUCUUCUUCUUCAGAGUCCCCCAUACAGAGACAGAGCUUUGCCAAACCGAAGUCACCAUGUCUUGCCCAGAUUGCUUCAAGGGUUCCGUCCACGAUCGUGCCGAACCAGCGGGUCAAUUCGAGACUCUCUACGGUUGGAACCCGUACGUUACUGGCGACGUCAAUGCUAAAUCAGCCGUUCUAUACCUUCCAGAUGCUUUCGGCUUAA
Molecule: messenger RNA, 486 nt
Organism: Letharia columbiana
Lineage: Eukaryota; Fungi; Ascomycota; Lecanoromycetes; Lecanorales; Parmeliaceae
Exons: 2
Coding region: 1-486 (161 amino acids)
Source: RefSeq, a predicted model, not a curated record